Lodderomyces orthopsilosis Co 90-125 is the source of this 1209-nucleotide messenger RNA. RefSeq lists its product as uncharacterized. The transcript has a single exon. NCBI's taxonomy places the organism in Eukaryota, Fungi, Ascomycota, Pichiomycetes, Serinales, Debaryomycetaceae. The record is from RefSeq and is a predicted model, not a curated record. Bases 1 to 1209 code for a protein of 402 amino acids.
AUGGACAAUAGCUUAAGAUCGUUGAUAAAAACUUACGAGCUAGAGUCAAGUACUUUACCUGUACAUCACCAUCAAGAGUUUGAAUUGGCUUCUACCUCACAGCCAUUAUCACAACGAAGUAACUACAUGCCUUAUUCAAACAACGGCAACAGCACACGAAAUGGUCAAAAAUAUGUACCACCACAUCGACUCAAGUCCAAAAAGGAGGCUAAUGAAAAUCACAGCACAAAAAAUGGCACUCACUUGCCAGGAGAGGAUGAAUUGACUAAACGACAAGAAAGAUUCAACUCAAAGAACGUCACUAAUUUGACAGAGGAGGAGAAAUUGGUUAAAAGACGGGAAAGGUUCAGCACGAAAAAUGAUAAACGUAAACAACCCCAUAAUUACGGUCUUAUCAGUAGAGGAGAGGAUACACGCUUGAAGGAUUCCGAGGCUCUACGAGAGGAAUAUUUUCUUGUUAUAUUACAUCAAUUUAUUAAAUAUACUUCAACCAACACGUCAAAGUCCUUAUCUGAAGCAUUCAAGAGGGUAAGGGACCUGAACCCAAAGGAUUUUGAGAAUGCUCAAGCUUUGAAGUCCAAUAUAGAAAACAAUAAGCAAACAAUCACCAUGGAGUCAUUAACAAUGUCGCUAAGAAAGUUACGAGAAAGUUUGUUACAUUUGAAACCAUCCCCUUUCCAUAAAAAGGUGUUUUUAUUCUCCACGCGUAUUUCAUAUUGCUGUGGUCAAUAUCAGACUUAUAUCCCAAGUAUCAAUUACUUGCUACUAUAUAAAAACGAUUUAAAGUUAUCUAAUUUGGAGACUGAAGAAGUUGCAGUGAUAUUGACCUUACAUUUAACUCAUUUUAAUAAUAACACGCCUAAAGCUGUUCAAGUUUACUUUCGAUAUAUACCAAAUCGUAAGGAUGUGUUACAAAUAAUACGGUGCUGGAUACAAAAAGAUUACUAUAAUUGGAACAAAAUAUAUAAUCUGAUGGAGAGCUUUGCUGUGAAGGCCAUGAUGAGAUUGGGCCUACCGAAAAUGCUAAAUCACAUGACCAAAAGCUUGAGCUCGAGCUAUUUUACUAUGAAAAAGUCGGUGAUUGAAAGCGAAUUACUUCCUGAUGAUGUGGAAUACGAAGAGCUAAUCAAUAACUACAAGGUGAAUUGGACUGUUGAUGAUGGAGGUGUAGUAACUUUGAGAAGGCGGCAAAGUAAGAAGGAAAAAUAA